AUGCAAUGCCCGUAAUUAGCAUAAUUUAUAUAUUUAUGAUAAAGAGAGAAAAAGGCGCGGGGCCGGGGCGGCGGGCGCUCUGGAGCGGGGCGCGCGCGGUGCCCACCUGGGGCUGCGGACCCGGGCCGCGCCCUCGCCCGCCCGCCCGCCUGCUCCGGCCCCGCUCAGACCGAGGGAGGCGCGGCCGCCAGGUGGACCCGGCGGGACCUGGCCCUGGCCCUUCAGCCCUCGAAGCCCAGGCGUGGGACGCAGCGCCAGAAAGCUCUGCACCGACCCUGUGGCGGCCGGGGCCGAUUGCGCCCCGCAGGGGACUUCGUCGUUCGCUCGGGUUCCCCGCAGUCAGGUCCAACCGAGGCGGCCUGGGCGACCUGACGCCGGUCUCCUCCCAGAUGAACCUACUGGGGAACGACGGAGGGACCCGGGGUUAGAGCCCGGAGUGUCCCUGGAAGGCUGAGGGAGUGACGGGAGGGUCACCGUCGAGCAGCGCGAGAGCGCUUCAUAAAUAUUUAAUCACGGUAUUAUUAUUAAUAAUAGUCAGAAUAAUGGGACCUGUAUAUGCUUCCUCAGUAUUCGCACCUGGUGAGGCCGAGGAAGCCUAGAGGGCCUUCUAGCGUCCACUUUAGCCUGGCAAUCCGCCACUCAGCUGCCUAAAACUGGCACAGAGCAGCGGCUGCCGGACAGAGGGACGUAAGAGUCAAGCAGCCUUCCUUGACCAGAGACGGGAGGCUCUGCGCUGAGAUUAUAGCCUCUUCCGUUCCUCUCAUUCCUUGUUUCCAGAGGAGAGGGCUGCUCUUCCUUUCAGCGCAUGCAUAUCUCUUCCCCUUACCUUGGCAGUCAAGGUAGCCAGCGCCAACAGGCAGAGGCCCUCGGAGGAAUGAUUCCAAGAAUUCCAUUUCGAGGGAAGCCCUGGUGCCCAGGGUGCUGUUUCUGUAACCUGGGACUCCUUUGCAUUCCUGCUGAGGAAUUUCAUUCAUUCCUUCAUUGGUUCGAGGAAAGUAGCCACUAAGUGUCAUACCUUGAACAAUCCAGGUAAAGCUUUUUCUUCUGUCCUGCAGCUUUCAUUCUGUGUCAGGCAAGCAGAUCAUAAUAAACAUGAGCACAAAUAAAAUGAUACUAUAACCCAAGUGGGAUGUGCGUGUGUGUCUGUGAUGAGCUUUUUCUUCCUGGAGGUACUUACCUGGCAGUUUGGAAAAGGGAAGCUGAGGAUGUGGCUCAGUGGUAGAGGUAGGAGGCAGGCAGCUUGUGCAGGUCCCAGGUUCAAUCCCCAGAACCACAAAGAAGCAAAUUGGAGCCAGAUGCGAUGGUGCAUAGCUCUAAUCCCAACACUUGGAAGACUGAGGCAGGAGGAUGGCACACGCAAGGCCAAUCUCAGCAAUAUCUAGACUCUGUUUUAAAGUAAAAUAAAAAAGGGGUUAGGAUAUAGUUCAGUAUAGAGCACUCUGGAUUUGGUUCCUAGCACUGAAAUAGAUAAACAUCUAGCUAGAUAGGCUAAGAAUGUGGCGCAGUGGUAGAGAACUUAUCCAGCAUGUAUAAGUACUUGUGUUCAAUCCCCAGCAUAGCAAAAUAAACAAACAAAAUAGCCGUUUCAUGGACACCUUCUAUCUUUCCUGGGAUGAAUCUAAUUGAGUACAAGGGAGUAGGCAGCAGCAGAAGAAAUGAAUUUUUUUUAAGAAGCUAAAUUUAAUCUGCCUUUAUUAAACUGGUCUUUGCUAGAGCUGGCCAAGGUGAAGCACACCUGUAAUCCCAGCACUUGGGAGUGUGAGGCAGGAGGAUCACUGUGAGUUUGAGACCAGCCCAGGCACUACGUAAAGGAGUUCAAGGCCAUCCUGACCUGUACCGUGAGAUGCUAUCUCAAAACUCACCCAUUCCAAAAAAAAGAAAGAAAGAAUGAACGAACUGAAGAAAGAAAGAAACUAGUCUUGACUCUUUGUGGUGAGUGUUUUAGAAAGAAAAGACCAGUUGCUACCACUCCUAUCUCUGUGUCACUUCCCACUGUGAACGUUGCACAUGCUUCUGGCCUGUGUGCCUCGCUGGUCCACAGACAACUUGUAGCCAGCCAUUGCCUCCCCCCAGGGCUCCAGGGUUGGGAUGGGUGCUUCUGGAGCAGAACUAAAAACCUGUUUUCAGUUCCUCCUCAUCCCGGGGCCAGAGCAGUACCCACUGACCUGCCUGUUUCCUGAGAGGCCCUGCUGGGGUCAGGAGGCAGGUAGGUGUGGCUGCUCUCCUAGGCUCUCUAGGUAAACAUGGGGACAGGGAGAAGGGUACUAUGCUAAGCAUUUCACUGACAUGCACUCGUGGGAUCCUUAGAACAGCCUGCUUAAAGCUCAACUGUUUAAUCCAUGAGGAUCCCAUCUUACCUAGUCAGCAUGACUAUCAUCAAUACAAAAAUCAAUAAAUACUGGUGGGGAGGCUAAUUACCAUUUUAAAAAUAAAGAGAUCAAAACUCAGAGAGGCUAAGUAAGUUGCCCAAGAUCACCCAACUGUUUCAGGACUGAAUGAGCCAGUAUUUGAAUCUAGAUUUUCCUUGAAAAUGGUACCCCAUCUUUUUCCUUCCUUCCUUCCUUCCUUCCUUCCUUCCUUCCUUCCUGAGAAGGCUCUUGCUAUGUGACCUUGAGCUUGUGACCAUCCUCCUGCCUCAGCGUCCCAAGUGCUAGGAUUACAAGCAUGCGCCAUCAUACCUGACCCGUACCUUGCUCUGACUUUCAGCUUUUUUUAUCUAUAAGAUGGGGAUAAUGUUCACUGAUUAUGGUUCUUUUGUUUGCUGUUGUUGUUUUUUUGGUUUUGGGGAUUUUUUUUUUUUUUUUUUUUUUUGAGACAGCGUCUUGCUGUAUAGUUCAGACUAGCCUUGAACUCACUGUGUAGUCCAGGCUGGCCUCGAACUCUUGGCAGUCAGUCCUCUUACCUCAGUCUCACCACCAUGCUGGGUAAGUUAAUACUGUUCUUGGUGUCUAGUGGAAUAAUUUCAAAGUAAGCUUUGUAGGAUUUUUCAGUGAGAAAGUAGAGAAAUAGGACUGGGGUCGUAGCUCAGUAGUAGAGUGCUUGCCUAUCAUGCUUAGGGCCAUGGGUUCUGUUCCUAGCACUGUGAAUACACACAUAUACAAGCACAUGUGUGCAUGCACACACAUACACACAAAUAAAAAGAGAAAAAAAUUAGAUAACAAAGAAGUACAAACCUACCUACAAACAGUCUACCUACAAACAGUCACACAGUUGGUCAAACUGUAUUGUUUAUUUACUUAAUCACUGGGUCUGUGGCUUUGUAGGGCUGGUAUUAGAACUGAAUAAUAGCAUUUAUUGAACUCCUAUACAGUCUCCUACAAUAUUACCUCCUUCAUUAUGCAACACUAUACCUUCAUUAUAGAAGGUGGGCCCUUGUUCAGGACCUCACAGCUAAGCAAUGGUGAACCUGAGAGGUGAAUCUAAAUUCUUAACUCUUACACUAAAGUGAAAUAUGUUAUUAAGAUAAUAUAUGUAAAUUGUUAUACCUGCCACUUUCUGAGCACUUUGCAUGUGCGAGGCAUUGAUGUGAAUGUUGUACAUGCAUUAAUUUAUGUCCUAGGCAGGCAUGGUGACCCAUGCCUAUAAUCCCAGCACUCAAGAGGCUGAGGCAGGAGGAUUGCCAGAGUUCAAGUUCAGCCUGGACUUCAUAGUGAGAGGCUGUCUCAAAAAGACCAAAAAAAAUAUUAUUUGGUCUUCACAGUAGUCCUAAGUAUGUGCUGUUAUUUCUGUUUUUACAGAUAAGGAAACUGAGAAGUGGACAUUAAAUCUUUUCUCCAAAAUCCUGUACCUGGUAAAUAUCAAAGUUGAGGUUACUGCAAAGGGUGAGGCAGGAGGAUCAAAAGUUUGAGACCAGUUUUCCUUAGUGAGACCCUGAAUCAGAGUAAAAAUUAAAAAAGACGAGAGUAGCCCUGUGGUAGACCGCCCUGCGGUUGGACCCCCAAGGGUGUAACAAAAAAAGCUGGAAUUAGGAGCUCAGUGAUCUUACUUCAGAGGGUGCACCCAACUCUAAUAGUCCAUGUAAAGGCCCUGAAUGAUUAUUAUCUUUCAGCAGGUAGCAUGGGGCCAGGAAUAGGAAAGGUAAGAAAACAUACAGAAAAUCCACAAGGCAGCGACAACUUGACAUCUCAUCUGCUUGGAGCCUGGCACAGGGCAGGUACUACUCUGGUGCAGGAGGGCUGAACUGAAGCCGUAUGGAGUGGGUGGUGUGGUGAGCACAGGGAGGGCUCUGGGUCUCUGACCUGUGAGCCAGUGAGUGGGAUUUGCUGCUGGAGAAGCAAGUGUGAGGUGGCCUCCAAAGGGAAGGGCAGGCUGACAGCAAGGCCCGAGCAUCUGCUAGAAAGCUGAAGCUGCCCUUUGCCGAGACGGGGAAGGCUGCGUGCGAAAGGCGCAGUUUGGGGAUAGAAAUUGGGAGUUUGGCUUUGGCGUGUGAAGAGGGAGAUGAUGUACACAGUGUGCAGGCAGUUGGAUGUAUGAACCCAGAGUUCCCAGAUACAGUCCAGGCUGCAGAUUGAGGCUUGGCAGUUGUGGGACUGGAUGAGACCCCCUGGGGAGGGAGAGCAGACUGGACAGGCUGCACCAUUCAGCUCAGCCCCAGCUGCCUGUGGUCCCAGUCUUUUUUUUUUUUUUUUGGUCUUUUUCCUUUUUAUCGGUACCAGGGAUCGAACUCACGACUGCCUGCUUGCAAGGCAGGCGCUUAUGCCGCUGAGCUAAAUCCCCAGCCCCGGGUCCCAGUCUUUUUAAAAAUUACAAAUAAAUAAAGAGCUGAGAGAUGUAGCUCAGUGGAAACAUCCUGGGUGGUGGUGAGGGGAAGGUGACUUCCCAAUAAAUGUGACUUUCCUUCACAUGAAAAUGGUUAGACUGAAAUUAAGUUAGUUUCUGAAGUGAAGUUAGCAACGGAAAAAAAAAAAAGAAAGAAAUUAAGUUAGUCUACCCAGCCAUUCCUCAGAGUCUGCUAACUUUGCACAGGGAAACCCCCAUCAAAGACUAUAGUGAGGAGGUGUUUUAACAUCAGAAACUCCAACCACAUUGAGCGAGGGAUUAAAACCACCCAAAUGUGUCUGAGUAACAAAUAUGCGUCCCAUACACAAGUUCCAUUUUCCUACAUAGGGUAAGAUUCUUCUUAUAUGAAUUGUCAGGCUUGAAACAGCUUCCUGGGAACAAGGAUCUUGGGGUCUUCCACUGUCUACUGUGACACUUAAGCAUACCCUAUCCUAACUUUUUCUUUUGCACCAGGAAUCGAACUCAGGACCUCACUCUUUCCAGGCAGAUGCCAAAUCACUGAGCUAAAUCCUCAAUCUCUAACAUACCCUAUAGGAUUUACCUUUUUAUUUCCUUUACCUCCAUGGUGGACUGGAGGCUUGUCAAAGAAGAGAAAUUUUUUCCAUUGCAUCCCAAAAGCCCAGCACAGAGUAGCCACAGACAUACUUGUUGCUUAAACAGAGGCCAAGCCAUCUCAGGAAUUCUCUUAGUAGGAGCUCAGGCUGCUCUAGGAAGUUCUGAGUUGGGGUUUCUCAGCAUUCCUCCCGCGUUUGGGGUUUCUCAGCAUUCCUCCCGCGUACCUCGGGAUAUUGCCUUAAACUGUGGCAGUUCCCAGAGAAGAGGGGCAAGCAAGCCAAUCCUCUAGCUCAUCCCUUUGUACUGAAUCUCCUGGAUGGCCUUGGACCUGUUUGGUUCUUAGGUUAGGGCAAAUGUCUCCGCACCCACAGAUCACUCUGUUCUGGGGUUGCUUGAGUUUUAGACACCAGCACCAGAGAGCAAGGAUAAGUGAACCAUCUGGAUGCCUUGCCAGGCUGGCUUCAAGAGCUUAUCAAACUUAACUCUCUGAAGAAAGAAGAUGAGAAGGCGCUGUGGGGCUCAGUUCCUGCCCCACCCAGCUUAAACCAGAGCAGUUGCACUGUGAUCUGUUUAUGCUGUCUUGAAACAGACAGUUGAUUGUCUCUCUUCCCUGAUCUCAGGAUGACAUGAUAUGGCAUCCUGACAUCAAAGGAGGCCACUGCAGUGUCCUUUCCCCAGUCACUAGGGAAAUGGUCAAAAAGCAAACUGAAGAUGGCUGUUAGUCAGUGGGAUGCCAACUUGAGGCUCGGGGGAACAAAGUUCCGGGCAAGGAAAGGAGCAGGCCCAGGAAAAGCAUAGGGAAGGAGAACACCUGGUGAACGGUCACAGUGCUAGGUAUCUACAGAGGCGUUUGUUAUUUGAGAGACAAAUGUGUCUUUAGGCUGCCAUUCAGCCUGGAUUUCCAAUGGCUGAAGUCUGGUUAGUCUGGUUAGUGGACUUAGGUGAGGCCAGAGACUCUAGCUCAGGCCUGACCUUGCCCUUGACACAGAGGAUCAGACACUGAGCACACAAAUCUUCAUAACUCAACAGACUCAAGGGAAGAGGAGCUCUGAGAAUCACCCAUGCCAAUCUGUCACUUGUAUCUGAUAGAGUGAGACAAGCCAGCAGUAGGCAAUGGAUGUGCAAAUGCAGAGUUCCCCAGUGAAGUCCAGGCUGGAUGGAGAUGUAGAUCUGACAGUUAUCAGACUGGCUGCAAAGACCUCAAGAGGAAGUGAAGAGGGGAGGGGAUGAGCUGCACUGUUCAGCUCAGCCCCAAUAACACAGUCACAAAGUGGACGCUUCCCUCUCCCUAACUAUGCCUUGGCGUGGCCGUGGCUGACAGCAGUGAACCAAAGGUCUCAGGAGGACCAUGAGCAGGUUUUCAGCCCCUCUGGAGCAGAUGCCUCAAUGGCUGGCUACUGCCGCCUUUGCCUGAUGGCCUUCAUUGGAACAGAAAUUUCUUCUCCCCGUGAAAUGUGUGUAUCAAGCUAUAAGGAACCCAAUUCACCAUGUACACCUUUCCUUUCAAGUUUAUCUCUGCCUCUUAUUUUAAUUUGCAGAUGGCUUUCUUUUUGACUUCUGUUUAUAGCAAUCUCAAAUCUCACCCAGAAGUGGUGGUAAAUUGCCAAGUUGUCUGAAAAAGUCAUGGAAGACUCCCAUGUGCAACAUUUGGGCAGGCACAGGAACAUCGUCCAGUCGUGAAGCCAGAGCCCCAGUGAGGUGGUCUGGGAAUUUCAUUACUGUGUCACAUCAGCGCUUGCUUUUCCAAUCCUAUCUUACCCAGGAUACGCUAGGUGUGGGCCAGCUACUACCCUAGCCUGACCAGCAACCAUGGAUCCUGGGACCGGGUCCGAGUCAUCUCUGACUGUCAAUGAGCAGGUCAUCGUGAUGUCAGGCCACGAGACCAUCCGAGUGUUGGAAGUUGGUGUGGAUGCCCAACUCCCUGUUGAGGAAGAUGGCAAAGGACUGGAGAAUGUGGCUGCCGAGAACUCCCAUGGCAGGGGUCCUGCUGAAGCCAGUGAACCUGCUGGUGAAGCUGGGCCAGGCAACCCAGAUCCCUCUGCAGAGUCUGCUGUGAAGUCAAUCCCAGGGAUUCCUCCGGGCCCUGCCCCUGCCCCUGCCAUUGCUACCUUCAGCCAAGCCCCAAGCCAGCCUCAAGCAUCGCAGACCUUGACACCACUGGCUGUACAAGCUGCCCCCCAGGUCUUGACUCAGGAAAACUUAGCCACAGUUCUGACAGGAGUUAUGGUUCCAGCAGGGGCAGUUACUCAACCUCUUCUUAUCCCCAUCAGUAUUGCAGGUCAAGUGGCUGGGCAGCAGGGGCUGGCCGUGUGGACAAUACCUACAGCAACUGUGGCUGCCCUCCCAGGACUGACUGCUGCUUCUCCUACGGGGGGAAUUUUCAAGCCACCGUUAGCUGGUCUCCAAGCUGCUGUGCUGAACACCGCUCUCCCGGCACCCGUACAAGCUACCCCACCAGCCCAGACCUCCACGCCAGCCCAGCCCCGGCCACCAGCCCAGCCCCAGACGCUGUUCCAGACCCAGCCACUGCUGCAGACCACGCCUGCCAUUCUACCGCAGCCCACCGCUGCCACCGCUGCUGCCCCCACCCCCAAGCCAGUGGACACCACCCCACAGAUCACCGUCCAGCCUGCAGGCUUUGCAUUUAGCCCUGGAAUCAUCAGCGCUGCUUCUCUCGGGGCACAGACCCAGAUCCUGGGCUCCCUUACUACAACUCCGGUUAUUACCAGCGCCAUCCCCAGCAUGCCGGGGAUCAGCAGUCAGAUCCUCACCAAUGCUCAGGGACAGGUCAUUGGAACACUUCCAUGGGUGGUGAACUCAGCUAGCGUGGCAGCCCCAACACCAGCUCAAAGCCUGCAGGUCCAGGCUGUGACCCCCCAACUGUUGUUGAAUGCCCAGGGCCAGGUGAUUGCAACUCUGGCCAGCAGCACCCUGCCUCCUCCUGUGACUGUCCGGAAGCCCAGCACACCUGAGUCCCCUGCUAAGAGUGAGGUGCAGGCCAUCCAGCCCACACCAGCCGUGCCCCAGCCUGGUGUGGUCAUCGCCAGCCCGGCUCCAGCAGUCAAGCCAUCUGCUUCUGCUCCCGUCCCAAUUACCUGCUCAGAGACCCCCACAGUCAGCCAGUUGGUGUCCAAGCCGCACACUCCAAACCUGGAUGAGGAUGGGAUCAACUUAGAAGAGAUCCGGGAGUUUGCCAAGAACUUUAAGAUCCGGCGCCUCUCUCUGGGCCUUACACAGACCCAGGUGGGCCAGGCUCUGACAGCGACAGAAGGUCCAGCCUACAGCCAGUCAGCCAUCUGCCGGUUUGAGAAGCUGGACAUCACACCUAAGAGUGCCCAGAAGCUGAAGCCGGUGCUGGAGAAGUGGCUGAAUGAGGCUGAACUCCGGAACCAGGAAGGCCAGCAGAACCUGAUGGAAUUUGUGGGAGGUGAGCCCUCCAAGAAACGCAAGCGCCGCACUUCCUUCACCCCCCAGGCCAUAGAGGCUCUCAAUGCCUACUUUGAGAAGAACCCACUGCCCACGGGCCAGGAGAUCACCGAGAUUGCUAAGGAGCUCAACUAUGACCGCGAGGUUGUGCGUGUCUGGUUCUGCAAUCGGCGCCAGACCCUCAAGAACACCAGCAAGCUGAAUGUCUUUCAGAUCCCCUAGGGCUCAGCUCCAGCCCUGUGUUCCAGCACUUUGUACUGUCCCUCUCUUGGCACCCAGCUGUCGCCACUGCCAUGACAGUGCCUGUCAUCUUGCAAUGUGCGACUGUGCCAUGCUUGCCCUCAGUCAUGAGACUCCACUGUGUGCAUGUAUGUCGACGCCUUCCUCGUCUUCCCCCCAUAUCUUACAUCCCGGGGAGGGCAGAGGGGACCCCAGGAGAGCCCCAGGCUCUAGGCUGGGCAUGCCGCAGGAAGAGGUUUGCGGUGAUACCCAGAAAAGCACUUUGCUAACAUGGUAUUGGAAAGUGAAGCUUCUGUCUGAGCCAGGUCUGUAGCAGCUCCUGAAGACCCUUGGCCAUUAGCUCUUGUUUUCCAUGGCAUUCUCUUCCUUCUUUCUUUUCUCCUUGGCUUGUUUGUACUACUGUGGUAGGUGUGACCAUUGAUCCAGUGGACCCACAGCCUCCUACUGCCCUCCCCACUUUGACUACAGGCACGUGGAACCCCUGAGAGGACCCAGGAGAUAAAAUUUAGAAAAGUGUGAAUUGCUGCUCAGAAAGCUGGACACAAUGUCUGGCUUCAAGGUCCCUAACCCCUGGGGCCGGAACAUGUGAGCGCCUCUCCAGUUCAUUUGUGGGAGAAUAUUGCACUAAAGCAGAAUCUUUUUAUUUUGUGAUCCAUUGUGGGAGGAACAGGACCUGGAGUUGUCCUGGGUCUGCUGCUGGAAUUUAGUGACAGACCAUACUCCCAGAUUUUAAUCCAAUCUUUGUACUUGCAGCCUGGGGAAAAAAAAAUAAACUACAUUGCCCAAGCCCACAGGCAGCUCUGAAAAAACAUGAGGAAAGGAA
Cavia porcellus (domestic guinea pig) is the source of this 9823-nucleotide messenger RNA. RefSeq names its product POU class 6 homeobox 1 (gene Pou6f1). The transcript has 11 exons. Gene Ontology annotation, molecular function: DNA-binding transcription factor activity, RNA polymerase II-specific; RNA polymerase II cis-regulatory region sequence-specific DNA binding. Lineage: Eukaryota; Metazoa; Chordata; Mammalia; Rodentia; Caviidae. Gene Ontology annotation, biological process: regulation of transcription by RNA polymerase II. The record is from RefSeq and is a predicted model, not a curated record. The coding region runs from base 7144 to 8982 and encodes 612 amino acids.